AUGGCCGAGGCUCGCCAACGAGAAAACGAAGAGAUCUUCAAGGAAUUCGAAAACAAGUACUUUCGAUUGAAACAGGCGCUACUUUCGAAGGUCAGUGUAUCAACGGAAGUUGUUGAACGCCGAAGGGAUGAGGUCCAGACUUACCAGUCAUCGCGAACUAGAUAUCCUGAACUGAAGCUACCCACUUUCUCUGGGAGAUUGUCGGAGUGGAUGAACUUUCGGGACAACUUCAGAUCACUGAUACACGAUAACAACCAACUCAGUGCGAUCGAUAAGUUCAACUACUUACGCACAUCGCUGAAGGACGACGCUCUGUAUCAGAUCAACCAGAUUCAGGUUACAGCUACCAAUUACGAUCUUGCUUGGGGCAUCCUGGAGUCAAAGUUCGAGAACCACAAGUUGAUCGCCCAGGAGCAUUUGAAGGCAUUGUUCAAUGUUGCUCCGAUGAAGUCUGAGACUUUCCAAGGCCUGAAUCAUAUCCUGAUGACGUUUAAGAUCAACCUUCAGCAGUUGGAGAAGUUGGGAGAAGAUACUGCGCAGUGGAGCACGCUGCUAGCCUUCAUGCUUUCCCAGAAGUUGGAUGAUGAUACGCUUCGUCUGUGGGAAACUCACCACAGUUCGAAGAACAUUCCGUCGUAUACAGCGAUGGUUGAGUUUCUCGAGAAUCAUUGUGCCAUCCUACAAUCAACGUCGGCACGGAAGACCAAUGAGUUCAAGAAACCUUCGAAACCCCCAUUUGUUCAUGCUGCGGUAUCAACCAAAAAUUGCACGGUUUGCAAUGGAGGUCCACAUUCUUUUGAGCAGUGUUCGAGUUUUGGCAGAAUAAAGAUCGUGGAUAGGAAGGUGCUAGCCCGGAAGCUUGGAUUGUGUCUGAACUGCUUACGUUCUGGACAUUUCGUUGCGGACUGUUCGAGAUCAUCGUGUGGAAAGUGUGGUCAGCGGCAUCACCAUUUGCUGCAUCCAUACAGCUACCCUGUAGGCCAAGGGCAGAACGUGAAUCAGCCCUCCUCCCAGAGACACACGAAAGGACCUCAAGCCGCGAACUCUCAAUCUCUGCAAUCUAAUCAAGCCCAAACCCGGAACAAUUCUCAACACUCACAGACUACACCAACUCCAAGUACAUCCUCGCAAAAUGCAUGCCUACCACCUCCCACCAAUCCUUCUACUGUACACCACACUGCUACACCAUCAAAAACACACCACCAUUCAAACACUGCUUUAUUAUCGACUGCAAUUGUGAAGCUCGGUGAUCACCAUGGAAACACCGUACUUGCACGCGCUUUGCUGGAUAAUGGUUCUCAGGUCUGUUUGAUGACUGAGAAUCUUGCUCAACGGUUGAGUUUCCGAAGGAAUCGGGAGAACAUGCCGGUGAACGGAAUUGGUGGUUCGUGUUCAGUUGCUAAACAAGCUGUAUUAGCAAUAGUCCUGUCAUGCAACUCGUCGUACGUGACAGGGGAAGUCAAAUUCCUGGUUCUACCGAAGAUUACUACAAGUCUACCGCAGCAAUACAUCGAUACGUCAUCGUGGAAUCUGCCAUCAGGAGUAUGCCUGGCGGAUCCCGGCUUCAAUGAACCUGGUUCGAUCGAUGUGAUACUGGGAGUAGCUGUCUUCUACGAGUUGCUACUAUGUGAGCAGCUGAAACUCUCCAGGUCAGGUCCGAUUCUCCACAACACGGAACUAGGAUGGAUCGUCGCUGGAGAGCUACCGGAAGCAGCUAUCGUGAGCUACAGUGCAGUAACUUCAUCGUCGGUAACAACUACAGAGGUUUUUGAGGAGCUGACAAAGUUUUGGGAAUUGGAAGCUUGCAACACGAAGAGCUGUCUGUCCAUCGAGGAGUCUGCCUGCGAAACCAUCUUCGAGGAGACAACCACCAGAGAUCUGGAUGGGAAGUUCCGAGUGCAGCUACCAAAGAAGAAACACAUGCUGGACAAAUUAGGAAACUCAAAGGCAAUAGCUAGGAAACGCUAUUUGUCAAUGGAGAAGCGACUAGAUGCCAACCCAGAACUAAAGACCAUGUAUACGGCAUUUAUGCAGGAGUAUCUUCAGAUGGGACAUAUGAAGGAGAUAAAGGCGGAAGAGGAAGAAUCAGGUCUAGAGUACUACAUUCCUCAUCACGCUGUCCUGAAGCCGGACAGCACGACAACUAAGCUAAGAGUUGUUUUCGAUGCAUCCUGUCCAACGGAUACGGGUGUGUCCCUCAACGAUGUUCUGAUGGUUGGACCUGUUGUUCAGGAUGAUCUGCGGAGCAUCCUACUACGUUUUCGACUGUUUAGGUAUGCUGUUAUAGGAGAUGCAGAGAAAAUGUAUCGAAUGGUAUGGCAGCAAGCGUCAGACCAACUUCUCCAUAAGAUAUUCUGGAGAGAUUCUUCAGAGGAGCCACUGCGGGCGUACAAGCUUACUACCGUUACGUAUGGUACAUCAUCUGCACCAUACCUCGCUACUCGCUGUUUGAAUCGAUGUGCCGAAGAAGGUGCAGAACGUUAUCCAGUUGCUGCAGCGAUAGUCAAGAAGACCUUUUACGUGGAUGAUAUGCUAGCGGGCUUCCACACUGUUGAAGAAGGGAAACUUGUGUGCAAGGACGUCCGAGAACUUCUGCAAGGAUCAGGCUUCAAUCUGAGAAAAUGGAACAGCAAUAAUCCGGAAAUUUUGUCGGAAAUCCCUUCUCAACUACGUGACGAUCGUGAAGUUCUUGAUCUGGAUGAGAAGGCGAUGGUGAAGACGUUGGGUCUAACUUGGGAGGCAGCUACGGAUACGUUGCGGAUCAAGGUUCCCAGCUGGAAGCCUGAAGGGCCAGUAACGCAUCGAAUCGUUCUCUCAGAGAUCGCACGGCUUUUCGAUCCAUAUGGGCUAGUGGGUCCAGUAAUAGUUCAAGGAAAACUAUUCCUGCAAGAACUUUGGCAAGCAAAGUACUCCUGGGACGAGCUCUUGAGUGACGAUCUCCAGUCACGAUGGCUAGAGUUCAGGAGAAAUCUCAGUGAGCUUGAUGCAAUCUCUGUACCCAGAUGGAUUGCAUUCGGGAAAGAUGUGAUCUCUUGCGAAGUUCACGGUUUCAGUGACGCUAGCGACAAGGCCUACGGGGCAACGGUUUACCUGCGAUGUGUGAACCUGGACGGAGAAAUAACGGUGAACCUGUUGAUGGCCAAAUCAAAGGUUGCGCCGUUGGAAGAUCUCAGCCGAAGAAAGAAGAAGCAAUCUACGCCUCGUCUAGAGUUGUCUGGCGCACUGUUGCUCGCCCAUCUCUAUGAAUCCGUUAUUAGCAGUCUGGAGCUUUCAGCAGCGUCUUUUUUUGGACGGAUUCGACAAUCGUUAAAUGCUGGAUUUCGUCGCACCCCUCAAGAUGGCAAGCUUUCGUCGGAAAUCGUGUGUCUGAGAUACAGCAUGCCACGAAAGGUGGCGUGUGGAAUCAUGUGCCAGGGAUUGAGAAUCCUGCUGACAUUAUCUCGAGAGGAGCAACGCCAGCGCAGAUAG
Molecule: messenger RNA, 3468 nt
Organism: Aedes albopictus (Asian tiger mosquito)
Lineage: Eukaryota; Metazoa; Arthropoda; Insecta; Diptera; Culicidae
Exons: 1
Coding region: 1-3468 (1155 amino acids)
Source: RefSeq, a predicted model, not a curated record